AUGAAAGAAAAGUCAGCUAUUGUAUUCGAUGUUAGACCAGAAGACGAAUCUUCGGAUCUCAAGUUGGUAGAGCAAAACAUCCGUAAGAUCACCAAGCCAGGCUUAUGUUGGGGUGAAGCCAAGUGUGAGAGUCUCGCCUACAAUCUCAAGCACUUGAUGAUCUCAUGUGUGGUAGAAGACUCUGUCUCCGUAGAUGACCUCCAAAGUCAAAUCACCAACUUCCCCAAUGUACAAACCGUUGAAAUUGAAUCAUUCAGCAAGAUUUAA
Molecule: messenger RNA, 267 nt
Organism: Heterostelium album PN500
Lineage: Eukaryota; Evosea; Eumycetozoa; Acytosteliales; Acytosteliaceae
Product: elongation factor 1-beta family protein
Exons: 1
Coding region: 1-267 (88 amino acids)
Biological process (GO): translational elongation
Cellular component (GO): cytosol
Molecular function (GO): guanyl-nucleotide exchange factor activity; translation elongation factor activity
Source: RefSeq, a predicted model, not a curated record